AUGCAACCGCGCCAACUGGCCGCGCAAGUCCUCAACUUCGCUCUCGUCCUCAGCACCGCCUUCAUGCUCUGGAAAGGGCUCUCCGUCUUCACAAACUCCUCCUCGCCGAUCGUCGUCGUCCUCUCAGGGAGCAUGGAACCGGCGUUCCAACGCGGGGAUUUACUGUUUCUCUGGAAUCGGGGCAUGGAUACGCAGUUGGGCGAGGUGGUGGUGUACAAUGUCCGGGGGAAGGAUAUUCCGAUUGUGCAUCGCGUUGUGAGGAGGUUUGGGGGUGGGGGGGACGAGCCUUUGCAGUUGCUCACCAAGGGCGACAAUAACGCAGCGGACGAUACGGAGCUGUACGCGCGCGAACAGAGUUUCUUGGACAGGAGCAAGGACGUCGUGGGGAGUGUGGUCGGAUACGUGCCUUUUGUGGGAUACGUGACGAUCCUAUUGAGUGAAUACCCGUGGUUGAAGACGGCUAUGUUGGUAUUCAUGGCGUUGACGGUGGUGUUACAACGAGAAUGA
Molecule: messenger RNA, 507 nt
Organism: Zasmidium cellare ATCC 36951
Lineage: Eukaryota; Fungi; Ascomycota; Dothideomycetes; Mycosphaerellales; Mycosphaerellaceae
Exons: 2
Coding region: 1-507 (168 amino acids)
Cellular component (GO): signal peptidase complex; membrane
Molecular function (GO): serine-type endopeptidase activity
Source: RefSeq, a predicted model, not a curated record